Molecule: messenger RNA, 2908 nt
Organism: Mesocricetus auratus (golden hamster)
Lineage: Eukaryota; Metazoa; Chordata; Mammalia; Rodentia; Cricetidae
Product: sperm motility kinase 2B-like
Exons: 8
Coding region: 48-2123 (691 amino acids)
Biological process (GO): intracellular signal transduction; protein phosphorylation; microtubule cytoskeleton organization
Cellular component (GO): cytoplasm
Molecular function (GO): tau-protein kinase activity; ATP binding; protein serine/threonine kinase activity
Source: RefSeq, a predicted model, not a curated record
UUAGGCUGUCUGCACUGUCUCUGAGUGCCUUCCUUUAGGACAUAGGAAUGUGUAGCUAUGCAUAUUCUCCUGGGCCUGAUUUGAACCUUUUCUUUAAACUUCCCCAUUGUGAAUUUGUUUCUAGCCAUAUCAACAAGGACCCGACCAUGGAGCAGGGCAGGGAGGCCUACUACUCCUCCGAGGAGUCCUUCAUGACGGACUAUAAGAUGAUGAUGACCUUGGGCCAGGGACAUUUUUCCAAGGUCAAACUGGCCUUCCACGUUCCUACUGUAACCUGUGUGGCUGUCAAAGCUGUUAGAAAUAAGAAGAACGCGUCGCUUGUCGAGCGUGAAGUCAACAUCAUGAAAUCUCUCAAACAUCCGAAUAUCAUUCAGUUGUUUUACGUGCUCCAAUCAAGAGAGACCACCUUCUUGGUGAUGGAGUACGCAUCAGAGGGAGAUCUUCUUCGACACAUUCUGGAAGUGGGGUCCUUAGAGGAGAGCGAGGUGCGAAGGCUAUUUACCCAGAUACUCCUUGCUGUGGAGUACUGCCAUAGCAACCAUAUUGCCCACAGGGACAUUAAGGCCGAUAACAUACUCCUGGACAGCAGAGGUGAUGCCAAACUGUGUGAUUUUGGCCUUGCUGCCAACGUGACCCCAGGACAGCUGCUGAAGGACUUCUGUGGCACUCUGCUCUACUGUGCCCCAGAACUCUUUGCAGAGGAGGCCUAUGAUGGGUGUGCCACAGAUAUGUGGAGUCUAGGUGUGCUCCUCUUCCUCAUGGUGGUUGGGCGCUUUCCCUUCCGGGCCAGCUCUCCUAAAGGUGUUAGGCAUCAGAUCCUUGCCGCAAACUUCAGCAUACCUCAGCACGUUUCCAUGGAUAUUUUCAAUGUCAUCGUAGAACUGCUGAUGAUCAACCCGGGAAGGAGGCCGACCAUUGAUCAAAUCAUGAAGCGCCCCAUGAUCAGGGACAGGAAGACUGGUUUGCCACCUCCUUCUACACAGAAACCCCCAGGCGCCCUGAGCCCAAGCAUUGUCAACACCAUGAUGGUCAUGGGGUAUAAAUCUGAGGAAAUCAUGGAUUCUCUGAGAGACCAAAACUACAACCAGGUGAUGGCCACUUACCUGAUUCUCCAACACCAGUCUCCUGGGGGAGACUGCUGCCAUCACCAGGUGAAAUCCAUGCAGCCAGACCUUGUCCUCAACCUGGAUGAUCUUCACACCUUCCCUGUGCCCCUAAGGCGAGCUAGCGAGCCUGCUCCCCUGACCUUCACCUCGUCAUCCAAUCCCCAGGAGAGAGCGCAUGAGAAGAAUGCCAGGCAGUGUGGCACAAGGCAUAGCAUGCCUGCCACCCUGUGCCGCCACUCAGAGAGGACCCGACCUCCCCACCAGGUCUACUUGAACAGGCAUCGUGCUCUUUUCCUCAUGUGCAGUAGCGAGGAAAUGAGCGAGAAUUUCUCUGAGUCGAUGAUUGGGAAAAGUGGCAGCCUGAGGGCCAGUGUCCACCCAUCAUCACUCUUAAUGUACACUGCUUCUUCUAGUCUAGAGCACAAUGAGACCACAUGUGACACAGGCAACAGAGCUUCCUGCAGUUACCAAGAGGAAUUCUGGAGCUCAGUGGAGACAGUUCAGAGUGUAACUCCCAAAGGCUCCUCCUCCUCUUGGGAUACAUUGCAGGAAGACACCAUGACACAAGAAGAAGCCAUUAGUGAGCAAGUGAAUAUCACACAGGAAGAGGCCAUGAAUGCGGAAGGUAUCAUCACACAAGAAACAACCAUAACCCAGGAAGUGUCCAUCACAGAGGAAGUGACUAUAACCCACCAAGAAGCCACCACAAAAGAAGCAACCAUAACCCCGGAAGAGGAUGACACACCUGAUCAGGAUGACUCUAUCACAGAGGAGAAUGCCAUCACCCAUGGCCAGCCUGAGGUUGCCGGCCCAGCUUCCUCCCAAAGCCGUAGGCGCCACAGGUGGAAGGGGGUCAAGAGAGCAAUGGUGAACUGCCUCAGACACCUGUGCUGCUGCCUGGCCCCUGCCAAGAGAAGCCACGACUCCUGUAAGAACCUGGCUCCAAGGAAACAGGAUCGUGGAGUCACCCACAGAACCAGCGCUGAAGAGGUCCAGACCCAGCUCCGUGGCUUGUGAGCCACGGGUUGGGGAUGGGUCUGGCUGAAAUUCGGACAGCACACAGAGGAGCCAGGCCAGAUGUCCAAGAAUCAGUGUGUCUGCCGCCCACCCGAGUUCAGCUCUCACCAGAUUUUCUGUAGGCAGUACCGGCUGCCAAGGAAUGGCGACCCUGCUACCCCCAAGUGAGUGUUGGGGCUACAGAUGACCUGACUUUCUACUGAGAGUCUUUUGAAGAACCGCAAACUCGAGCUCUAGCCUUUUCUUCUGAAGCUGGUGAGUUGUGACCUGGGUGGGAGGGAGGUAAAGGAAGCUGUCCCCAUCCCAUGCCAUGUCAAGGACACUCAGCUCCGUGGGACAGAAUGGAAGGCAGAAACCUCUCCAGUGCAUGUCCACAGCAGCAGCUGAUGAUAGUAGGAAGAUGAAGCCUCACAUUGCUUGAAGAUGAAAACAGAGCAUCCAGAUGUACCGUGAAUAUUUCGAGUGAUUCACAUCUGGAAUUGGCUGAGCAUUGAGUCAUCUCUUGUGCAGUGUACUGAGGAGCUGUUCAAGCUGGGGUGUCCUGAUGUCCCUGAACAAAUUUCAUAGACACACUGCUGCUCCUGGACAUGCCCUCCACAAUUGAGAUGACUGGGUUGUGAGUCACGACUGUGAAAUCCAUACCUGGCUUGGUUCUAGGAGGUUUCAGAAGCCAAGGGAGAUGACCUUGCAGUAGGAGAAAAGAAGACCACCUCCAUCAAUUCUACUAGCACCCCCAAAAUCAUUGAGUUAUGUUUCUUAAGUUGGAAAUAAAUUAAAUUCUUUAA